Messenger RNA from Sturnus vulgaris (Common starling), 1949 nucleotides. The record is from RefSeq and is a predicted model, not a curated record. NCBI's taxonomy places the organism in Eukaryota, Metazoa, Chordata, Aves, Passeriformes, Sturnidae.
CCAGUACAGUGCCGAUGAGAAAAGGAUGUAGGAAAUUCUGUUGUUUACACAUGUGUCUGUUACACUGAGAAGAAAGAGGAGCCCAGCAAACACAGAGGGAGUGAAAUCAAAACGUGAAUUUAGACUCCAUUCAGAAACAAAUGGAAGAGAUAGAAGUUUUUGGGACCCAACCAACACAACCUGAUAAAUUAAAUAGAUGUUGGCAGCCAGGUGACCAUCUGUGUCAUUCAAAUCUUCCAUCUCAAAGUUUCUACUCAAAGUCACCUCAUCAUGCACAUAUGCAUUCAUGUUACAGCAGUGAUUGGGAAAUUUUUGAAGCAGUAAAAAUUCAGGAACUGGAGGAAGUCAAAGCCAGAGCUGCCCAAAUGGAGAAGACAAUGCGCUGGUGGUCAGAUUGCACCGCUAAUUGGAGGGAGAAAUGGAGCAAAGUUAGAGGAGAAAGAAAUAAGGCACGAGAGGAAGCAAGACAAUUGAGAAUCAAAUUAGAUGGUGUCAUAAAAGAAUUAAGUGUGCUUAAAAAAAUAAAUCAGGAUUUAGUAAGUGAGAAGGAAAACAUAGAAAAUGGAACUGCUUGGAAAACAGAAUGCUGUUGCUCAGAAAUAUCCUGUAUUGAAAAAGACCAAAACAUGUUAAUGUUUCUGGAACCAGAACCUCCAAAAGACCUAAACAAAAUCAUCAAAAUUCCUGAGGCAGAAGAGACAAAGAAGGAUGUAAACAAAGGCCAAAGCGACGACAAUAAAAAAUUCACCCCAAAGCCUCCUGAUUUCUUCACCAAUGGAUUUCCCAGCAUCUAUUUGGAGGAACCUAAAAUAAGUUUGGGCACUACAGCUAAGACAACAGAGAAUGAUUUAAUGCAUGUAUCAGUCUUAAAUUUGCAUUUGGCUGAGAUGAGAAAAUUCUUACAGAAGGAAAGAGAAAUGAAUGUAUUUCUGGAGAAAGAAAUGGAAAAGAUGGAAAAUGAAUUAUUUCUUUGGAAAUGGAAAUAUGAAGAACUGAGGCAAACCAAGCUGGAAAGCCUGAAACAGCUGGAAAGAAUGCAGUGUGAGAAUGCUUCUGAAUGGGGAAAGAGAAAGCGACUAGAAGCAGGAAAACUAAGUUUGGAAGAAGAGACCAGAAAACUAAAAAUGCAGGUAAAAGAAAUUCAGGAACCUCUGGAGAUGAAAAAAAUUAAGCAAUACUAGCUAAAUUAAGUUGUGAUCAUUAAAAUGCACAAGGUAGGCUUUUGGUUAAAAAUAAGCUUACUUUUAUUUAGUUUAGUGCUAUUACUUAGUUGGGUUAUUUGGGGAGCAUUCAAAACCAAAAUUACUAUUUCAAAAUGUCAAAAGGUAUCCCUAAAACAAAGAUUAUAAAAGACAAAGCAGUCCUUACUGCAUCCCAGACCUGAACAAUUGGAUCUCAGUGGCUUAAAAUUUUUGUAGGGUACAGAAACAGGAAAUAAUAGUGUUCAUUUUUAAAAGGAUCAGGGAGAAAUUUGAGUAUAACAAGAUUAGGAAGCAAAAGUGAAGACUGGGAGGAACAGAAGAGAUUUAAGUAAGCUUUGGAAGCUACAGAGUACUGAUGAAGGUCAAAGCGAAAAUAAACUAUGAGACAAAUAAUUUCCCUGUCUUGUUGAACAUUGAAUCUCUUCUUAGGAGAGGGAGAACUGAAGGAAGCGCUUAUUCCUUAUUUUUUUGUUCCUCCAAAGAUCUGUUCAUUUAUUGUCCAUUUAAAAAUGGCUUGAUAAUUUAUUCAGAGACUCUUGGACUUUAUUUUAUGGUUUUCUAUGCUGAUAACUAAAUAAUAAUCCAGAAGGCUCUCACUUUCAUUAAGACUCUGAAAGUUCAAAAAAGAGAAUGGAAAAAGACCCCCAAACCCACCAACCAAUCACUAAAUGUACAUAUCCGAUGCUAUGAGUUGAGUAGUGAGAAACAGUAAUUUUUUUUAUUUGCCUAAAUAACCAAUAAUUUAAU